AUGAGUGUCACAACUGCAGCUGGCGCUGCUAUAAAAGCAGCCACCGUCCUUCUCGGUGUCGGCAUCGGCAAGAUUACCAUAAUCCCAGUGUUAAUUGCCGCGCUCGCGUAUUUUAAUUACGAUCUCAUGGAUCCGGAGAAUCAUCCGCAUGUGACAAAAGAGUUACGGAAAGAAUAUGAUUUUAUUGUUAUCGGCGGGGGUUCGGCCGGAAGUGUUCUCGUCAACAGAUUGACUGAGAAUCCUGAAUGGAAUGUGCUGUUACUAGAGGCUGGAGGUCAUGAAACCGAAAUAACCGACGUACCAAUACUUUCAUUGUACUUGCAUAAAAGCAAAGUUGAUUGGAAGUAUCGCACGCAACCGCAGAAUUCGGCCUGUCAGGCGAUGAUUGAUCAUCGAUGUUGUUGGACCAGAGGCAAGGUUCUUGGAGGAUCCAGUGUUUUAAACACAAUGCUUUAUAUUCGUGGAAAUCGACGUGAUUUCGAUCAAUGGGAGAGUUUCGGAAAUCCUGGUUGGGGAUACGAAGAUGUUCUACCAUAUUUUAAGAAAUCAAUGGACCAAAGAAAUCCGUAUUUAGCGCGCAAUACAAGAUAUCAUAGCACAGGAGGAUAUCUCACCGUGCAGGACAGCCCUUAUGUCACUCCGUUGGGCGUAGCGUUUCUUCAAUCCGCUGAAGAAAUGGGUUAUGACAUUCUCGACGUCAACGGCGAGCAGCAAACCGGUUUUGCCUUUUUUCAGUACACAAUGCGACGGGGUGCUAGAUGCAGCACCGCUAAAGCUUUUGUGCGACCCAUUCAAUUGAGAAAAAAUUUUCAUUUAUCUCUAUGGAGUCAUGUGACUCGAGUGUUGAUAGACCCGAAGAGCAGGAGGGCGUACGGGGUGGAGUUUAUCAGAGACGGUCGUAAGGAAAUUGUCUUUGCCAAAAAGGAAGUGAUCCUUUCAGCUGGAGCUAUCAACAGCCCGCAAUUAUUGAUGCUUUCGGGAGUGGGACCACGCGUUCAUCUGGAGCAGUUGGGUAUCCCCGUGAUUCAAGAUUCGCCCGGAGUCGGUCAAAAUUUACAAGACCACAUAGCAGUCGGAGGGCUUGUCUUUCCGAUCGAUUACGAAAUCAGUAUCGUAAUGAAUCGAAUGGUCAACAUCAACUCAGCAUUGAGAUAUGCUAUCACCGAAGACGGUCCGCUGACAUCUAGUAUCGGUCUUGAAGCGGUCGGUUUUAUUUCCACCAAGUAUGCAAAUCAAACCGACGAUUGGCCCGACAUCGAGUUCAUGCUAACGUCCUCGGGAACUAACUCGGAUGGUGGUAGCCAUAUAAAGAACGCUCACGGUCUAACCGAUGAAUUUUACAAUGAAGUGUUCGGUAAGAUUAACAAUCACGAUGUCUUCGGAGUGUUUCCAAUGAUACUCAGACCCAAGUCGCGCGGCUAUAUCAAACUGAAAUCCAAGAACCCCUUGGAUUACCCACUGCUGUAUCAUAAUUAUCUCACUCAUCCGGAAGAUGUGGCAGUGCUUCGUGAGGGUGUCAAGGCGGCCAUCGCCUUCAGCGAAACCAGCAGUAUGAAGAGAUUCGGCUCGAGAUUCCAUAACAAACCAUUACCCAAUUGCAAGCAUAUUCCACUGUACACUGACGUCUAUUGGAACUGCGUUGUAAGACAGUACACUAUGACGAUCUAUCAUAUGUGUGCUACCGCCAAGAUGGGACCGUUCGGUGAUCCAAUGGCGGUCGUAGACUCGGAGUUAAAAGUUUAUGGCAUUGAGAACCUGCGGGUAAUCGACGCAUCGAUCAUGCCGACAAUUACAAGUGGUAACAUAAACGCUCCUGUGAUAAUGGUGGCCGAAAAAGGCGCCGAUAUGGUAAAAGCAAGGUGGAUGUGGACGUCUCGUUUUAAGAGAGAUAACGUCACUGCCGCUGCUUCUUAACAUAUCAAUUGAUUGCGUAAUUCGUACUA
Linepithema humile (Argentine ant) is the source of this 1943-nucleotide messenger RNA. RefSeq names its product glucose dehydrogenase [FAD, quinone]. The record is from RefSeq and is a predicted model, not a curated record. NCBI's taxonomy places the organism in Eukaryota, Metazoa, Arthropoda, Insecta, Hymenoptera, Formicidae. Gene Ontology annotation, molecular function: oxidoreductase activity, acting on CH-OH group of donors; flavin adenine dinucleotide binding.